Molecule: messenger RNA, 4006 nt
Organism: Cydia pomonella (codling moth)
Lineage: Eukaryota; Metazoa; Arthropoda; Insecta; Lepidoptera; Tortricidae
Gene: Sec10
Product: exocyst complex component 5
Exons: 9
Coding region: 1-1350 (449 amino acids)
Biological process (GO): exocytosis; Golgi to plasma membrane transport
Cellular component (GO): exocyst; cytoplasm
Source: RefSeq, a predicted model, not a curated record
AUGAACAACGUCAACAGGUAUCAUCGAUUAAAAACGGUCCUGCGAACAGUGCAAGAACGUCUUAACAUUAACCCGACGCUGCAUCUACAUGUAGGCAUUUUUAAACUUUCCAGCACCCAACGAGCUUGCGACGACUUGGUAUCGGCUGGUUUCAUAACCGACUCGGGCAACAGCUCCCCCGGCUCGCUCCGGCGCUCGGCGCUGGUGCACGGCGCGCUGGCGGGCGCCGCCGCCGGGUACGCCGCGCUCGAGGCGCGCCGCCUGCGCGCGCUGCUGGCCGGCCUGCUGCACGCCUACUACGGCGACAAGGGGCACGUGAAGCGCCAGAUACAGGGCACGGGGUUCCAAGAACUUCGUCGCGAUUUGCAAGCCGUGAUCGGGACCCGAGCGAACAUCAACAUCGCUCAGAUCGAGAACUACGGCGGCGAGACGUUCCUGAGCGAGUCGCUCGUCAGCAGGAUGCUGGGCGAGGCGAAGACAUCCUUCACUAGGUGCAAGACUCUAUGCACUCCCAAUGAGCUGCCUGGCACCACAACGGCUCUCUUAGACGUCCUUAUACAACACUUAUUGGUCGAGCACGUUGACUACGCGCUAGACCUCGGCCUGCAGUCCAUACCCAUCGCUGAGAGCAAGUCACCACCACAGAUUUACUUCUUUGACACGGUGAAGGAAUGUAACAAAAUAGUAAAAAUGUUUGAAGAACAUUUUCAAGAAUCCGUGCUUCCUUGUAUGAGUUCCACGGCCAAACAAACCGAAUGUGUGAACAAGAAGACCACUAUAAUGGAACAGUUAGAAGCCAAACUGGACGCUGGGCUCGAGCGAGCUAUAUCGGCUAUCGUUGGCUGGGUGAAGCUACAUCUUCAGACCGAACAGAAGAAAUCGGACUUCAAGCCCGAGGGGGACGUCGAUACCCUGGCGUCGCCUGCGUGUCAAUCCGUGGUGUCCUACCUAAAUAACGUAAUGGAGAAGAUCCACUCCGGGCUGGAGGGCGAAAAUCUGCAAGCCGUGACCUUGGAGCUGGCUAUCCGUCUACACCGGGUCAUAUACGAGCAUCUGCAAAACUUCCAGUUCAAUUUCUCAGGAGCUAUGGUGGCGAUCUGCGACGUGAAGGAAUAUCGGUCCGCAGCGUGCGGUCGAGGCGCGCGCGCCGCGCCGGCGCCCGCGCACGCGCUGUUCGACGCGCUGCACGCGCUCUGCAACCUGCUGCUCGCCAAGCCCGAGAACCUGCACCAGGUGUGCGAGGGGGAGACACUAGCGGAGUUGGAUCACUCGAUCCUGCUGAACUUCAUCCAGCUACGGUCAGACUACAAGAGCCACAAGCUCUCGAGCUUCCUCAAGGGCCUCUCCUAACUUAGCUUACGCUAGUGGGGUAAGAUCGGAAACAUUCUUUGUUGAAACUUUUAGCCUUGUGUGAUGAUGAUGAUUGAUGAAUGAUGGUCCACACUUAGUAUUAUCGGGUUCUUUAGUAUUUUUACAUUAAUUUUAAUUGUGCGUACAUGUAAUGUAAGUCAUAUUUUUGUACCUAAUACUGCAGACGUGUUCACAAAAUUGUAUUUCAGUUUGAAUAAGUAUCUUGGCACAUGUAAAAUCGACACAGUUGUACAGAGUCCAAUAUAUCAAAUUGGUCAUUUUAUUGCAAACGCUUACAUGUUAAAGUCAAAAGUGGUUAAACAAGAUUACUACACUAAGUUAAGAAGUAUCAGAUAAAAUUAUAUUAAGUAACCUUAUACCCUAUUUCUGGAGAUAAGUAAAUAAUAACAUCUGUUAAGUGGUGUUUGAGAUUUAACUUAAAUCUUUAUUCUAAGUAGCCCCUUGAUAUUGUCGUAUAUGGCGCUACUGGAAACGAUUAUAUGCAUAGAAAUAAGAGCGCACUGCCAUUUUUUGAGUUCUCAGAGACUUUUUGAGGAAAAAGCAACUGGUAUUUUUUUACCAUGCUACUGGUAUACAAACUACGAGCUUACGAUUCGCUUGAUUGUAUAAGCAGUUACCGUUGCUCAUGAACGGAGGAAACCCUAGUACUAUUGUGUACGGUGGAUAGAUGGUGUUGGCGUCGCUAGUUUAUUUCUACACCGGAAAAUUUUACCCACAUCUACUUUUUAUCUGCUGGUUAUCAGUCUAUAGUAUAUUAUUUGUCUCUGCGACAGGUAUCAUUGCAAGUUAAUUGGGUGCAAUGACCGCAUUUUUAUAUGUUUGCUACUUUUAUUUUACAUCAAAUAAAAAAUUGUCCACCGGUCUUAACCCGUCGAAAGAUAAUAUAUGUUACUCAUAUUAUUUACAUAAUUGUUAUAACUUGUUUAUAAGUAGAUAAGAGUAUUAAAUUAUUAUUCUCUAGCAAUCGAGCUUUUAUUGAUACCUUUACCUAACUUUAUUAAUCAGUAUGUAAUUAGUUAGGUACAAUAAUUAAGCCCCUCACUGACGGAUCGAUAACAUACCAAAAGCUAUCUUAAAAUAACAAGCUAGGUAUCUUACGAUAUCUUACCUUGCGAUAUUAGCUCGGUAUAUUGCGAUAUAUUUUGUUAUGUUUCGUCGUAUUUUCGGUGGUAUUUUGGUAUCGUUGGCGUGUGUAGUGCUAUACUAUAUCUGUCGGUAUCUUACGAUAUAUUAAUGUAUAUUAACGCUCCGACUGUAACGGGCUUUAGACAGUAAGUGGUAAGAUGAUAGAUAACUAUUAUUUUUGUUACUAUUAUAAAGGGCAGUCUGUUAAAUAGCUUAUAUAAGUUUUUCGCGCUGUGAAAACAUAUCUGAAUGCUACGCCAUAUUUUCAUAUUUAAUUUAUGUGGAAAUGUGACCGUGGCCGGCCAAACGUCCCAGUUUAUCGCUUGCCAUAAGGGCGCCUUAACAGGUUAUUUGUAUAAACAUACAAGCAAAUCUCGUCCUUAUGGCAAGCGACAAAGUGGGACGUUUGCCGGCCGCGCUCACAAAUUCAUUUUUAAAUUAUUAGUACAUUACUGCAGAGGCCGGGACAAAAGUGGUUGCCGGCCGAAGAUAUAUAGACGGAUAGGUCUGAGGCGGGCAACCCCAUAUUUCCCGCCGAGGUAUGUAUAGUGCUUUUCUCAAACAUGCAAUGAAAUAAACAACAAAAAAUCAAAGUUUAAUUUUUAAAUAAAUUAUUAGUAAACAAGACAAAACUAGAACUAACGUGUGUAUAUUACUAUUUCGCUAUAUUUUAACUCGGUUUUAAUAGAAAACAGAUAUUUCAUACAUUUAUAUUUAUUAUCAUGUUAAUUCAAAAAAAUCAAAAAAGUACGAAAGCACGUUUCUGAACGAACCUUUAGAAUUUCAAUUUGUUACAACCAAAAUUAAAAUAUAACCUCUUCUCAAUCUCAAUAAUCAAUCAGAACUCAAUAGCAAUAGGUACUUGUGGCUAGAUAUGUAAAUAAACUAAACUUAUAUAAUAAGCGUUGUAGUCUAAACUGUCGAGUUACAGUUUAAAAUACUAAAACAAUGCAUUUCGGAUUAAAAGAUGCUUAGUAAACAAAAUAUUAAGCAUGGAGUACUAGUAGACUUUUUAGUUUCUGCCAGUUCUUUAAAAUAUGCCAAAAACACGUGUUCUGGGGAACUGCGGGCAUUUUUUUUGGUUUUACAAUUUAUAAAAUUGUCAUAAGUUACCAUAUAUUUCGCCUUUGAUUUUGCCUGCAGCAAGUUCUGUAUAGCCAAUUCUGCUUCGGCUCUUAAUUCAGGUGGGGUGCAAUCAAUAAUCAUUUCUUCGUUGGUAGUUUCGUCCGAACUCAUAUUGAAUUAUUUAUAACAAAACAAGAUUACAAACAACAAAAUUAAAUCCGAUAAAACAGAAUUACAGCGAAAAAUUAUCAAGUUUCCCGCCAACCUUUUUUUUCUCUACGGUUAGAGACACGUUUGAGUAGAUAUUUUUACCGCUACCUAAUAUUUAGAUGAAUAUUAUAAUAUUUCAAUGUGUAUAUGUAUAGUUAAGAAAAAAAUUGAUAAUAAUGUGUUAUUUGUUAUGUUCAUGUGAAUUUAUUAUGUAAAUAAAACUGUACUAAGUACA